AUGGAACUCAGCAAGCAGGACGAAGGAGCAGUGAUUGCCAUUUCCCAUUGGACAGUACUACGUGCAAUUGGACUAAGUAUUGUCCCCAACGACAACAAUGUCCCAAGAAAAAGCCCAAAUGACGCUAACCCGCCUCAAAAGCAUUGGGGUUGGUGUGGUGCCAAGUCUUCGUCUUCGUCGCCUGUGUCUGGUACUACUCCCAAGUCUACUGAACCCUCGACAACUCCGAAAUCUUCACCACCACCAGGACCCAAAACCAAAACGACCCUCCCAGCACUUUUGCUGGAUAACAUUCUUAAGAAGAGCACGCAUUUUCCACCUAGGUCGCCUGUUCCUAGUUCAAGGAGGGAGAGGGAGGAGAAGGCCCCGGCUUUUUUGUUUGAGUCGUCAAGUGGGAGUGGGAGUGAGACGCUCAUACAGGAGGAAGAGGAGGAGGAUGAAGAGGAUGAGGAGAGCGUGCAAGUCCCAGUUCCUGUGCCGGUGUUUUCGUAUACGUCCUACACCACACAAGCGCCUUCGCCGUCACCCUCCCCUUCGUCUUCGUCUGAUGAGAUAUACCAGGCUUUCGUACUUCAGUGGGGUUUUGCGCAGGGACCUGGACCGGCAAAUUUGAACCAUCCUGUUGGUGGUGUGGGGGAGAAGCUGAAGAAGGGGGGUGUUGUUGGUCGGGAUGAGUAUGUACGAUCCCCCUGCAGUGAAGUACGAGAAGAAGUCAUCCCAGAACUCACAAAGGCGUACCUCGCUCCUUCCCUUCAUCUCAACGAUAUCCAUCCCAACCACCCCGCAAAGAACAACCCACCGCACACGCCCGCAGAUGACCCCCUCAAGCGCCAUAGCGCUCAUAGGCCGCCCCCCGACGCCACUGACCCUUUCGCAUUACGCUAUGCUUUUCCUAUUCCCUGCAGCUACACAACGCACAUCUAUAUUCGUGGAAGCGACAGCCCGCAUAACUUGAUUAUACCUCAAAGUUCUCAUUUCGUCUUUGUUUCAGACGACGAAGCGCUGGCGACCACGGAAGCUCUCAAGGCGAAAAUGGAGGGGAUAAAUUGCGAACGAGAGAUUGAGAUAGAAAGGAUCGUAUCCUGCCUGCCGCUCGAAUUUUGCGGUAGUGAUCCAAAUUUACGCCGCAACAUGGAAGGUGCCUUCGAAGGCUUAAGAAAUGCGCCUGGCAAUACCUUGAAAUGUCGGUUCUCUUCUACUACAGCGUCGCCGACUCAACUCCCCGUGAACUUACCGCCCCCUCAAUUCCGCCUACAAGAAACUUCGUCGAGCUCGUAUUCCCAUUGACCAAACAAGGUCGGCCGGUUUCGUGGGCUGGCCAUCAAAUAAAGGACCAUCGGUGGCCUCAGCGCCCCAACCUUUGCAGUUGCCUAUUCAUCCUCAUCCCUAAGAUCAAUGGUGUUGAUCACGAUUUCUUUUGGAAGACAUACGCGGAUUUUACAUGUCUCACGAAAACAGUCUCCCAACAAUUGUCGUCAUCCUGCGCUCCUCCGACUCCGACCCCCUCCGGCACCCAAACCCUUUUCGUCUCAUUCCACCUCUCUCAUCCCACGCCGUUCGAGCGCCCGAGCUCUUCCAUCCACCCAUUCAACCCUGAUACUCUCCUACUACGAAAGGUCGAUUUUCAGCAACCAACGAACGAAACGCUUCCUCCAUUCUGGCCCUUGACCACCCAGUGCGUGGUUCAUAUAUGAC
Messenger RNA from Laccaria bicolor S238N-H82, 1695 nucleotides. RefSeq lists its product as uncharacterized. Bases 1 to 1287 code for a protein of 428 amino acids. The record is from RefSeq and is a predicted model, not a curated record. The transcript is spliced from 7 exons. NCBI's taxonomy places the organism in Eukaryota, Fungi, Basidiomycota, Agaricomycetes, Agaricales, Hydnangiaceae.